Leishmania major strain Friedlin is the source of this 252-nucleotide messenger RNA. RefSeq names its product 60S ribosomal protein L37. The transcript has a single exon. Gene Ontology annotation, biological process: translation. The record is from RefSeq and is a predicted model, not a curated record. Gene Ontology annotation, cellular component: ribosome; cytosolic large ribosomal subunit. NCBI's taxonomy places the organism in Eukaryota, Euglenozoa, Kinetoplastea, Trypanosomatida, Trypanosomatidae. The coding region runs from base 1 to 252 and encodes 83 amino acids. Gene Ontology annotation, molecular function: structural constituent of ribosome; RNA binding.
AUGACCAAGGGUACAACGUCGAUGGGUCAGCGCCACGGGCGCACGCACAUCCUGUGCCGCCGUUGUGGCCGCAACUCCUACCACGUCCAGUGGGAGCGCUGCGCCGCCUGCGCUUACCCGCGCGCUAGCCGCCGUCGGUACAACUGGUCCGUGAAGGCCAUCAAGCGUCGCCGCACCGGCACCGGCCGUUGCCGCUACCUGAAGGUGGUGAACCGCCGCAUUGCCAACCACUUCAAGACCCCCAAGGCAUAA